UUCUCACACGAGCAAUAGACAACUAUCGUUGCAGGAAGAAAGAAAGGCAAUGGACGCUGCUGGAACCUAUGGCUAUCCAACAUCACCAGUGAAAAAGAUAGAGUCUUACUAUGAUGUGCCUGAAGGAAUGGACAUUAGGGGAAGAUAUGACGAAGAGUUUGCGAAAAUUCUCACAAAAGAUGCUUUGAAGUUCGUUGCUGACCUGCAACGUGAGUUCAGGAAUCACAUAAAGUACGCAUUAGAGUGCAGAAAAGAGGCAAAGAGGAGGUACAAUGAAGGAGCUCUACCUGGGUUUGAUCCAGCCACAAAGUACAUAAGAGAAGGUGAAUGGGUGUGUGCAGCUGUUCCACCAGCUGUUGCUGAUAGGAAAGUAGAGAUUACUGGCCCUGUCGAAAGAAAAAUGAUCAUCAAUGCUCUCAACUCUGGAGCUAAAGUCUUUAUGGCUGAUUUUGAAGAUGCAUUGUCACCCAGCUGGGAGAAUCUGAUGAGAGGGCAGGUGAACUUGAAGGAUGCAGUGGAUGGGAGCAUAAGCUUCAAUGACAAAGUGAGAAACAGGGUUUACAAGCUCAACGAUCAGACAGCAAAGCUUUUUGUGCGACCAAGAGGUUGGCACCUACCUGAGGCUCAUAUUCUGAUUGAUGGUGAACCUGCAACUGGUUCCCUUGUUGAUUUUGGCCUCUACUUUUACCACAAUCACUCCACAUUCCGCCAUACUCAAGGUGCUGGCUUUGGCCCUUUCUUUUAUCUUCCAAAAAUGGAGCAUUCAAGGGAAGCCAAGAUAUGGAAUAACGUGUUUGAGAAAGCAGAGAAGGUGGGAGGAAUUGAAAGAGGAAGCAUUAGGGCCACGGUUCUGAUUGAAACACUGCCAGCUGUGUUCCAAAUGAAUGAAAUUCUGUAUGAGCUAAAGGACCACUCUGUGGGUCUGAACUGUGGUCGUUGGGAUUACAUUUUCAGUUAUGUUAAGACCUUUCAGGCUCAUCCAAAUCGUUUGCUACCAGACAGGGUUCAGGUUGGCAUGACUCAACACUUCAUGAAGAGUUACUCUGAUCUUCUCAUCAGGACGUGCCAUAGACGCGGUGUGCAUGCUAUGGGAGGAAUGGCAGCACAGAUUCCAAUUAAAGAUGAUCCAGUGGCUAACGAGGCAGCACUGGAACUAGUAAGGAAGGACAAGCUUAGAGAAGUGAAAGCAGGGCACGAUGGCACAUGGGCUGCACACCCAGGCCUUAUUCCAGCAUGCAUGCAGGUUUUCAACAACAACAUGGGCAGUGAUCCUAAUCAAAUAAACACAAUGAAACGUGAUGAUGCUGCAAACUUAACUGAAGAAGACCUCUUGCAAAUACCAAGAGGAGCACGCACUGUGGAAGGUCUGCGAUUAAACACGAGGGUGGGAAUUCAAUAUGUGGCUGCAUGGCUCGCUGGAACUGGUUCAGUGCCUCUUUACAACCUCAUGGAAGAUGCUGCCACUGCUGAACUCAGCAGAGUGCAGAACUGGCAGUGGCUCAAGUAUGAAGUGGAACUUGAUGGAGAUGGAUUUGGAGUGAGAGUGAAUAAAGAACUCUUUGGUAGAGUGGUUGAAGAGGAGAUGGGUAGGAUUGAAAAGGAGGUGGGAAUAGAGAAGUUUAAAAAGGGGAUGUACAACGAGGCUUGCAAGAUCUUCACCCGGCAGUGCACAUCUCCAAUAUUGGAUGAUUUUCUUACUCUGGAUGCUUAUAAUUAUAUUGUAGUACAUCACCCCAGGGAACCAUCAAAGCUUUGAACUUUGAGGUGGGGUUCUUUAUGCCUAAUGUUUGGUUGAUUUGAAUUCUGUCUUGUGUGUGUACCUAAGUCGCCCUUGUGUGGGAACCUAAGGGCCUAGGACCCUCAUAAUUAUGGGUAUAAGAGAAAAGAAUAAAGUUUGUGAUUCCAGCUAUUUUGAAUGAUGGUCGACCAUGCCCUAAAUAAUCUAAAUAACUGUGCUAUAAUACUAGUCUUU
Molecule: messenger RNA, 1972 nt
Organism: Abrus precatorius (Indian licorice)
Lineage: Eukaryota; Viridiplantae; Streptophyta; Magnoliopsida; Fabales; Fabaceae
Product: malate synthase, glyoxysomal
Exons: 4
Coding region: 50-1756 (568 amino acids)
Biological process (GO): glyoxylate cycle
Cellular component (GO): cytoplasm
Molecular function (GO): malate synthase activity
Source: RefSeq, a predicted model, not a curated record